UGUGCCACACCUCCAGCUUCUAGCUUUAGUGCAGACAGAGCAAGCAUACCUACAACAAUGUAGCUCUGAAGGCUGUGAUUAUCUUUUUCAUAUUUGUGUUACCCAUGUGUCUCUUUCAAAUAUCUGGGUUGGAGUUUCAUAAAAUGACCCCAAAAAUGUAUGCAAUGUGAUGCAGAUGAAGGGAUCGACUUCUCCGUGAAAUCUGUGUGGGUGUGAAUGCAUGAUGUGAUAACUAGGAGGAUGGAAGAGAAGCUAAACCAGCAGGAGGUGGAAUGGCAGCAGGUCCAAGAAAAACUGAACAGACGCAACCGGGACAUCAAAAGACUUUCAAAGGAAAACAGUAGGGCUCCCCAUCAAUUGAUAGCAGAAAGGAAGGCAACAGGGGCAGAGAUGGAAGAGACUGGCAACGGCCAGAUGGAAAUGCAGUCUGCAGAGACAGCCGCGUCCAUAGUGCCACACAGCUGUCUAACCUCAGCCACAAUAGAGAAGCUCAUCAAUGCAGUCAUACCUGGUAAAGAUCCUGUCCCUAUCACCAGUAUUCAGAUGGAUAGAGACACACUACAGGAUGGGAUAAGCACCAGGGAUGGCCGGGAGCAGGAGGGGGACUUGUGUCAUAAAUCAGGGCCGGGGCUCAUGUCUGAGUGGCCACGGAGGAAAGCGAGAGAGGAGGUUUGGUCAGGGGAUGCCAGCCUCCAGCAGACAAGUGUCCUGGGCCCGGGUGAUGGAUGUGGCACGAAGCCAGAGGGGAAUGCUAACAAGAUCAAAGGCGCCAUGGCUGACUGCUACAAGGAGAGACCUGACUCUGGUGGGAGCUCAUUAAGCAGCAUGUCCCACCUGCAGAGCAGCAGAGGAACUCGCUCCACGUCUGUCCUCCCACAGAACAGCACUCAUCCUCAGCUCGACAUAAAGCCCCUCUGCAGUCAGGCAGCCCGCUGUCCGCCUGAGAAAACUAUCUUCGAGGGCCUUUUUGGCUGUGCAGAGAUCGAUGAAUCUGGAGGUUUGCAGGGGUUUACAACAGAGGUAGAGACUGCAGCAGCCUCAAUUCAACACUCUGGGCUGGGCUCUCUGGUCAGCAGAGUUACUUGGUUGGUCCAGGGACCAGGGUGCGGGGCGUCUCCUGUGGAGCUCUCCCUCAGUAUUGCAGCAUGUCAGGAAAGAGGGUGUACAGCAUGUUGGGGCCCGCUGGUCCAGUCAUGUUGUCUCUCUGGUCAGGGAGGGUCAAUAUAUGUCCGUAGUGAAGGACAGCAAGGUCUUCUCUAAGGUAAAGGAUAGUCACAUUUUCUCCAUGGUUAAAGAUCUUUCUAUCACACAGCACAUCCACACGGAGUUCACUCGAUACCUUCAUCAGAAAAUGGUAGAAGAAAUGCCAAAUGACAUUCAGCUAAUUCCACAAGAUACGUCGACAAGGAAUAACAGUAUCAAGGAUCUACAGUUACCACAAGAGCAAGACAAAGCUGAUAUUCAUGUAAAACAAGGACACACACUCACUACAGAGCUGCUACCAGUGAAACACAUCAGUAACCCUGUGGUUAUUCACCUGAAGACAAAGAUCAGGCAUUGGAGAACUCAAUAAAUGUCCACAACACAAACGACGUACAAAUCUUUAGUCAGACGCUCAUCUCCACCUCACUGCACAACUCCCAGAAGA
Molecule: messenger RNA, 1648 nt
Organism: Gymnodraco acuticeps
Lineage: Eukaryota; Metazoa; Chordata; Actinopteri; Perciformes; Bathydraconidae
Exons: 3
Coding region: 217-1260 (347 amino acids)
Source: RefSeq, a predicted model, not a curated record